Molecule: messenger RNA, 737 nt
Organism: Salvelinus namaycush (lake trout)
Lineage: Eukaryota; Metazoa; Chordata; Actinopteri; Salmoniformes; Salmonidae
Gene: cckb
Product: cholecystokinin b
Exons: 4
Coding region: 54-470 (138 amino acids)
Biological process (GO): digestion
Cellular component (GO): axon; extracellular region
Molecular function (GO): neuropeptide hormone activity
Source: RefSeq, a predicted model, not a curated record
CCCUUCAUCCCUCUCUCAAACACUCCAACACAAGGACUCUCUCUUUCCUCAAGAUGACGGCAGGGUUGUGUGUGUGUGUUCUGUUGGUGGUCCUGUCCACUAGCUGUUUGGGACGACCCCAGUCCUCUCCCCCCCUCCAAGAGGGCGACCCUGCCAUGCCCCCUUCCUCUGAAGCACGUCUUGAAGCCUACGCCCACUUCCUCUCCAAGCCACGCCUCAGACAGACACGCUCCGCCCCUUUGGACAAUACCGUCCCAUAUACGGCAGAAGAAGAUGGAGACUCCAGAGCCAACCUCAGUGAAUUGUUGGCUAGACUCAUCUCCUCACGGAAAGGUUCUAUCCGUAAGAACUCAACAGUGAACAGCAGAGCUAGCGGUCUCAGUGCUAACCACCGGAUAAAAGACCGAGACUACAAUGGGUGGAUGGACUUCGGCCGCCGCAGUGCAGAAGAGUACGAGUACUCCUUGUAAAAAAAGUAGUCACUCUCUACGAGAAAACAACAAACUCAGUCACUGUCCCGCGAUAAGAGUAUAUUUAUUCUGUAUUUGUUUGUAAACACUACAUGAUGCAAUAUAUACAUAUGCCAAAUUUUUCAGGAAAUGUUUGAAGUUCUGGUUUUCUUUCCUGGUGUUCUGUCUGUUUAUGGUUUUGGAGGGAAUUGAAUGGAAUGAAAAAAGGUCAGGUGUUAAUGGAAAAAUAUAUAUGAUGUCAUGAGAUUAACUUGGAUCAAUAAAAGU